Molecule: messenger RNA, 843 nt
Organism: Cheilinus undulatus (humphead wrasse)
Lineage: Eukaryota; Metazoa; Chordata; Actinopteri; Labriformes; Labridae
Product: transmembrane protein 205
Exons: 4
Coding region: 166-732 (188 amino acids)
Source: RefSeq, a predicted model, not a curated record
CGCAUCUCUCCGUCAGUACGCUAAUGUUAGCAGAGGAGCUCCGACCCGCAGGUUCAUUUACAGUCAAACCCCAAAGACUUCUGCUUCAAACCGCCCGAACAAGAUAACGACACCGGGACUGUGAGGUGGAGUGUACACUGCAGCAGUGAAGGAGCAGGAGGAAACAUGUCCACGGAUCAGGAGCCGACAUACACCGUGAAGCUGCUGCAGCUGCUGCUGCUCUCCACGUACUGGGGGAUGCAGAUCUGGGUCACCUUUAUUUCAAGCUUUGUGAUGGAUAAUCACCUGAACAGACACACGUACGGGUUCAUCCAGAGCCGCCUCGUCCCGUUCUACCUCCACCUGGGCUCGGCCUGUGCCUUCUUUAACCUCACCAUCUAUGCCGUCUACCAUCCCAGCGACCUGCUCGACGACAGAGAGGCUUUCCAGAUCUUCAUCUUCUUCGUGUCAGUGACGGUGGCGGCGGUGAACGCUCAGUGGUUCGGCCAGAUGGCGUCAGAGAUCAUGGCAGACAUGCACCUGAUCGAGCAGGCGUGCGGUUUGGGCCAGGACAUCGGGCUGUCGUCGAAUAGAGAAGCUUACGCCAAGCUGUGCGAGACAGAUGUGAAAUACAGACACCUGAGCGGGCGUCUAUGGCUCUACAGACUCCUGUCGUCGCUCUGCAACCUCUGCUGCAUCGGCUGUAACUUCUACAGCCUCUGCUACAUGGCUGAGAACCUGAACACGCUCUGAGACUGACGCAGCAGCUGGACUGUCACCACAAAUCACUCCCUAAUAAACCUCCACACUCGUUUUUGUAUCAAAGUGGUAAGUUAUAUAUUUAAACCCGUCUGUGUCUCAUCA